This is a messenger RNA of Megachile rotundata (alfalfa leafcutting bee), 807 nucleotides long. RefSeq names its product filamin-B-like. Gene Ontology annotation, molecular function: actin filament binding. Gene Ontology annotation, biological process: actin cytoskeleton organization. The record is from RefSeq and is a predicted model, not a curated record. NCBI's taxonomy places the organism in Eukaryota, Metazoa, Arthropoda, Insecta, Hymenoptera, Megachilidae.
AUGCCUGUACCAUACAUUUGGCUAUCCAGAUCAGUGUUUACUACCUUCUCCAGCUUUCUGGAUGCUUCUAUUAUACUAGAACAGGGAGAAUCCUACGAAUUCAAUAUCUGGACCAGGGAAGCUGGAACUCUGGCCGUGUCGGUGGAGGGUCCUAGCAAGACGCAGAUCGACUUCAAGGAUCGCAAAGAUGACAGUUGCUAUCCCGACAAACCAGUAACAUUCCUCGUUCGCAAAAAUGGCGCCAGGGGUGAACUAAACGCGAAGAUCGUAUCACCAAACGUAGUAGAGGAUGAUUGUUUCAUUGAGUCCAUCGACACCGACACGUACUCCGUGCGAUUUAUGGUGCGAGAAAAUGGCAUUCAUAAUAUUCACAUGAAGUUCAAUGGUGUUCACAUAACUGGCAGUCCCUUCCGUAUCAAAGUGGGAAAAGUCGAUGCCGAUCCAGCCGCAAUAAACGCCUAUGGAAACAGUUUGAAGGAAAUCAAAACUGGCCAGAAAACGGACUUUAUCAUCGACACUUGUAACGCCGGAAGUGGAGCACUUAAUGUGACCAUAGACGACUCAAGUAAAGUUGCGAUGGAAGUUGAAGAGGAUUAUAAAAUCAGGUACACGCCUUUGGUACCUGGUGAUUAUUACAUCAGUAUCAAGUAUAAUGGAUACCACAUCGUUGGUUCACCGUUCAAGGUUCCAUGUACUGGUCAGGAUCUAGCAGAAAGAGGCGCACAAGAAUCAAGUCCUCGUCGAAACUGUUCAAAAAGUUUCAAAGUCGAAACAAACCGGGCCAAUUUUACCCCUGCUCAAAUCUGA